GCUACCAGCCGGCACCCAUUUUAACCUCACUGGGAAGAAUCAACAAGUUGCAGUGAACCUGGGUAUACAAAGGUCCUGCCAGGCUUUAUGCAGCAGCCGACACAAGAGCAAAGGAUUACCAAUCUCUAACAUUCUGAAAUUAAACUGCUGAAUGUGGAAAGGAGCACAAUCUGGAAAGGUCAAGUAACACAUACUUGAGGAAUUAACUUGUUUGCAUCAAAUACAUAAAUCAAAGAAAGGACCAAAAAAGGUAUUGAAAAACAUUCUGUAAGAAUUGGAUAAGAUGCUUUUACAGACCUUGGGUCAGUAGUCCCGGGGAGAAAGCAUAAGAGACAGAGACAUGGUGAAACUGGGAGUUACAGCUGAGCCGAAGAAGACAGGUCGCCAUGAAAAUCAUCUGGGAACUUCUGGCAUUAGCCUUCACCAUGACUGUAGCAAGGUCUUCAAGUUUCAAAAGAUCCAGGAAUCCCAAACAGAGUUCAGAAGAUUUCCUCUCUCGUCUGAGCGAUUAUGAGAUCGCAUUCCCUGCCCAGGUGGACCAGAGUGGAAAGUUCCUGACCUACGACCUACGCCGAGCACCUCCAAGCUUCCGCAGGACUCGACGAAGUAUCUCUGAUGAAUCCAACCAUCAGGUGUACUACCGGUUACAAGCUCAAAGUUCUAGCUAUCUGCUCAACCUAACCCUGCAAAGAGAUUUACUAGGACAGCACUUUACUGUUGAGUACUGGAAAAGUGGAGGUUUGGACUGGAAGCAUGAGAUGUAUGAGGACUGUCAUUAUGUUGGCCACAUACAAGACCAGCAGCUGAGCUCCAAGGUGGCCAUUAGCAACUGCAAUGGACUGCUUGGAGUGAUAGUGUCAGGGGAAGAUGAAUAUCUGAUUGAGCCACUUCCGCCAGGUGGAAACUAUAAUAAGACCAAUGAGGGGACACCUCAUGUGGUUUACAAGAGGUCUUCCUUGCAACGACAGCAUCUUGAUGCAGCCUGUGGUGUAAUAGAUGACAAACCCUGGAGGGAUCGUCAUUGGUGGUUAAGAAAUCCAAGGCCUCCUCCAUUAAGACCAACAUCCAAUCAAACACAGCGCGGACCUCUUCCUCUUAAGCGAUCAGUUAGCACAGAGAGAUAUGUGGAGACUCUGGUUGUUGCUGACAAAAUGAUGAUUGGAUAUCAUGGGAGAAGGGACAUUGAGCAGUAUAUCCUCGCUAUCAUGAACAUUGUUGCCAAACUUUUCCAGGACUCUAGUCUGGGGAACAUUGUGAACAUAAUGGUGACAAGGCUAAUCCUGUUGACUGAAGACCAGCCAACCUUGGAAAUCAAUCACCAUGCUGGAAAGUCUCUUGACAGUUUCUGUCGAUGGCAAAAAUCUAUUGUAAGCCGUAAUGGGAAUGCAAUCACCGAGAAUGGAAUUGCUGAUCAUGAUACAGCUGUCUUAAUAACCAGAUACGACAUUUGUAUUUACAAAAAUAAGCCAUGUGGAACUUUGGGCUUGGCACCAGUAGGUGGAAUGUGUGAAAGAGAGAGAAGCUGCAGUAUAAAUGAAGAUAUUGGCCUCGCCACAGCCUUCACAAUUGCACACGAGGUGGGACACACAUUUGGCAUGAACCAUGAUGGCAUUGGUAACGGUUGUGGAUCUCGUGGUCAAGAGACAGCCAAACUCAUGGCUGCUCAUAUUACUAUGAAGACCAAUCCCUUCGUAUGGUCAGCUUGCAGUCGGGACUACAUCACUAGUUUCUUAGAUUCUGGAUUGGGAGUCUGUUUAAAUAAUGCUCCUCCACGGCAAGAUUUCAUUUAUCCUACACAAGCUCCAGGACAAGCCUAUGAUGCGGAUGAUCAAUGUCGUUUCCAGCAUGGAAUUAAAUCCCGCCAGUGUAAAUACGGGGAAGUUUGCAGUGAACUUUGGUGUUUAAGUAAAACCGGCCGUUGCAUCACUAACAGCAUCCCAGCUGCUGAGGGUACCAUCUGCCAGACAAACACAAUAGAAAAAGGGUGGUGUUACAAGAGGGAAUGUGUUCCAUUUGGGACCCGUCCGGAGGGCGUGGAUGGAGCGUGGGGGCCCUGGUCAUCAUGGGGAGAAUGUAGCAGAACCUGUGGAGGAGGAGUAUCUUCAUCAGUCCGCCACUGUGAUAGCCCAAGGCCAACCAUUGGAGGAAAAUAUUGCUUAGGAGAGAGGAAAAGAUACCGAUCAUGCAAUAUUGAUGAUUGCCAACCAGGGUCACAGGAUUUUCGGGAGAUGCAAUGUGCAGAAUUUGACAAUGUAGCAUUUCGGGGAAAAUAUUAUUCUUGGAAAAGUUACAAAGGAGGAGGUGUGAAGGCAUGUUCCUUGAACUGCUUAGCCGAGGGAUUCAAUUUUUACACUGAAAGAGCAGCAGCAGUAAUAGAUGGAACCCCAUGUAGACCUGAAUCGUAUGAUGUUUGUGUUAACGGGGAGUGCAAGCAUGUGGGCUGUGAUCGGAUUUUGGGAUCUGAUGCCAGAGAAGACAAAUGUCGAUUGUGUGGUGGUGAUGGGACUACAUGUGAGACAAUUGAAGGAAUCUUCAACCAGUCACUACAUGAGGCAGGAUAUGAGGAGGUAGUCUGGAUUCCCAAAGGUUCUGUCCACAUUAACAUUCGCCAGCUCAAUGUAUCAAAAAACUACCUGGCCCUGAAGGCAGGAGAUGGGGGUGAAUACUUUAUUAAUGGCAAGCUUCCACCAGACACACCAAAGAAAUUCGAUGCAGCUGGGACCGUGUUCUACUAUAGGAGACCUCAGGAUGAACCAGAGUCACUUGAAGCUUUAGGGCCCACUAAUGCAACGCUAGUUCUCAUGGUUGUGAUGAGAGAGGAGAUGUCUGGUAUUCGCUACAGGUUUAAUGCCCCCAUCAGUAAACAUACACAGACUGGGUACAGCUGGCAUCUCUCACCAUGGACUAAGUGCUCCGCUCUAUGUGCUGGAGGGGUGCAAAUGCAGAACGUUGUUUGCAAAAGGCUGUCAGAUGGAUCUGCUGUGUCUGACGACAUGUGUGACACCCAAGAGAAAAUAAAUGAAAAGCAACGUAUGUGUAACACUGAGCCUUGUCCUCCUGAGUGGGCAAUAGGUCCAUGGUCUGAAUGUAGUCGGAGCUGCAAUUCCGGAGUGCGCACCCGCAGUGUGAUCUGCCAACGGAAGGUAUCAUCAGGGGAGGAAAAAUCUCUGGACGAUAGUAACUGCCCAUCACCUCGCCCCACUAUGCUGGAACCCUGCAAUACCAAAUCAUGCCCACCAGAGUGGGUCGCACUGGACUGGUCUGAGUGUACUCCGAGCUGCGGACCUGGUUAUCGACAUAGAGUUGUCCUUUGUAAAUCAGGGGACAAUGAAAACACGCUGCCACCCUCUCAAUGCCAAGCAAAAGAGAGGCCUGCAACUAGUAUGAGGUGUACACUGCAACGUUGUCCCCCACCUCGAUGGGUGACAGGUGAAUGGGCUGAGUGUUCAGCACAAUGUGGACUUGGACAGCAGAGACGUUCUGUACAGUGUGUGAGCCACACAGGACAGCCCUCGGUGGAAUGCAUAGAGUCUGUGCGCCCAACUGCUAUGCAGCAGUGCGAAAACAAAUGUGAGGCUGGACCUUCGGACAGUCCAGAUGAAUGUAAAGAUGUCAACAAAGUGGCCUACUGCCCCUUGGUGCUCAAGUUUAAGUUCUGUAACCGAUCAUACUUCAGACAGAUGUGUUGCCGAACCUGCCAGGGGCACUGACAUGAAUCAAACUCAUCAUAUGUUUUUUACCAAAUACAUUUCUACAAUGUCUACAAUUUCCCAUAGUUUUCUACAAGGUUUCUAUAACUUUUUAUGUUUUUUCUUCAUUGAUGUUCAUGUCAAGAAUUACUUUUCAGAUUUCUUGCUGCUGUUGUAUAUUUCCUAACAUUUAACUUGUGGCAUUGACACGUUACACAAUAUUUAAUCCUAGGUACACAUCAUUUUUAUCACCACACCUUCUAUGGACAUUAAUGUUGGCCUUUAAGGGCUACCAUCCAUAAUUAUAGACAGAAAACUGAAGAAAUGGAUUGCCAGAUUUCUGAAUUUUAUUCACAGUGAAAUAAUAUCCCAUUUUUUCUAUGAGCUAUUUUGGCUCAUCUGCUAUGUCAAGAAAAACAAGAAGGCUACAAAGUUCAGGUAUCACUAAGGAAUGUAGCAUUACUUAUGCACUGCUGGACAUAUUUAGCAUUUGUUUACUAUUUUAAUACUUAGAAAAUACUUGUUUUUUUUUUUAUAUUUGCGGUGCUAUUUCAAUCCAAGCGCAACUAAACAUAUCCAUAGUAAAAUAUGGUUGGUGCUAUAGAAAUUAAUAAUUCUUUGUUUUUUAUUGUAAGGCUAUGAUCACAUGGUGGAAUGUCCAGAUGGAAAAUUUCUGUACAGACAGUCCACCGACAGCGGAGCACUGGCAGAACAUGCCAGCGCUAGGAAAUGCAUAGUCUGAUAGACGACAAUGCAUUUCCGUGCAGACUCCGCAGAAAAAAUAAACAUGUCUAUUCCUUCUGCGGAUUCCGGAAUAGGGAUUUCCACAGCAGAAACAUCUGCCGCGGAAAUUCAGCCAUGUUCACAGUCCAGCAGAAUCCAACUGAAAUCAAUGGAAUUCUGCUGCAGCGGAAUGUCCAUGCAGAAUUGGUCCGUGGAAUUCCACGCGGUAAUUCCAUUGUGUGAACAUAGCCUGAGAGUUAUCAAAGAUUACCUUUUUUGGUAAGAUACAUGAUUUUAUCUUCUACGAUACUUUUAUGGUUUGUCCAGAUCCUCUUAUUGUAUAUUGAUUUAAAACCUAUUUUCACCUUUGGAACCAUUUUUUUCAGUAGAUAGAUAGAUAUAUAGAUAGAUAGAUAGAUAGAUAGAUAGAUGGAUAGAACCUACAAUGACAGUUUUGGAUUUUUAUGUUCACAAUUAAUGUAUAUGAAAAUUUCAGUAACUUUGUAAAUACGUUGCAUUGCUUACCUUACAAUGAUUCUAAGUAACAGCCUAUAUUAUAGCUAAAGGGAAUAUAUCACCUAUAUUUCUUUUAUUAAUUAAAGCCAGAUAUUGAUACAUAUAGUUUGUCUGAUUUUAUUUUUCGAAAUGUAGUUUUUUUAAUUCUGUUUAUAGUAAAUUAUAAUAGAAACAGUAACCUUGCC
Molecule: messenger RNA, 5113 nt
Organism: Hyla sarda
Lineage: Eukaryota; Metazoa; Chordata; Amphibia; Anura; Hylidae
Gene: ADAMTS10
Product: ADAM metallopeptidase with thrombospondin type 1 motif 10
Exons: 27
Coding region: 387-3710 (1107 amino acids)
Biological process (GO): extracellular matrix organization; proteolysis
Cellular component (GO): extracellular matrix
Molecular function (GO): metalloendopeptidase activity
Source: RefSeq, a predicted model, not a curated record